This is a messenger RNA of Nematostella vectensis (starlet sea anemone), 1541 nucleotides long. Its product is annotated as cilia- and flagella-associated protein 251-like. Lineage: Eukaryota; Metazoa; Cnidaria; Anthozoa; Actiniaria; Edwardsiidae. The coding region runs from base 243 to 1541 and encodes 432 amino acids. The record is from RefSeq and is a predicted model, not a curated record. The transcript has 7 exons.
AAGUCAAAACAUGAUACAAGUAUUACAUGUGAUUCAUAGAAAAUUAAUUGAUUCAUGGGAAAUUUCAUACAAUUGUUUGUAUGCAAAAUAUGGGGCUCCUAUGAAAAUACAUGCAGUUAUAUCCUAACAUGCCUUGAUUGGAUAUAUAGGAGGUAGAGGAGGGUGAGGAUGAAAGCGAGUGGGAGAAGUAUGUGAGCACUGAUGAUGAAGAUGCCCCAACAUUUGCUACAUAUCUGAAAAAUAUGGCUGCUGACCCGUCUAUUGGGCAACACUUAAAACAGGCAGGGCCAGUUAGCAAGAUCACAGCUGAGGAGAAGUACCUAGAGCAGUCCUGGCAAGAGUGUACAGAGCGUGGCAUCAAGCUCCCAAUGCACUACCGCUAUGAGCCAAAUGCUCGAGGGAAAGUAAUCAAGCAAAUAACAAACUUCCUGAGACAAGAAGAUGAAGAGAAGAACGAAGACGUAGAAUUGUUUGAGGAGGGCGUAGACGACAGAGCCCACAAUAUCACAGCUGACGAGGGUGAGGAGGAAGAGGAGGAGGAGGAGGAGGAGAAGACCCCCUCUGGUGCCACGGCAUAUCCUGAAGCUGGCCCUGAGAAGCAGACAGAAGAAACUAAACUGGGGAGAGCAGUGCAAGUAGUACUUGGAUUGAAUGAGGAAGUGAAAAAUCUUGAUCAUGCACGCAGUCUUCUGAAAAAACACCCAACAGAUAGAGAUGCCAUCCAGGACUAUGAGCAAAAGCUUGCAAGAGUCCAGACACAGGAGGUAGAGGAGGGUGAGGAUGAAAGCGAGUGGGAGAAGUAUGUGAGCACUGAUGAUGAAGAUGCCCCAACAUUUGCUACAUAUCUGAAAAAUAUGGCUGCUGACCCGUCUAUUGGGCAACACUUAAAACAGGCAGGGCCAGUUAGCAAGAUCACAGCUGAGGAGAAGUACCUAGAGCAGUCCUGGCAAGAGUGUACAGAGCGUGGCAUCAAGCUCCCAAUGCAUUACCGCUAUGAGCCAAAUGCUCGAGGGAAAAUAAUCAAGCAAAUAACAAACUUCCUGAGACAAGAAGAUGAAGAGAAGAACGAAGACGUAGAAUUGUUUGAGGAGGGCGUAGACGACAGAGCCCACAAUAUCACAGCUGACGAGGGUGAGGAGGAAGAGGAGGAGGAGGAGGAGAGAGUGAUUUCAGUUUCAUUGGCAGAUGAUUUGCAGCUAGAUCAAGAGGUUCAACCAGCAAUCCAGCCUCUCUGCCAAAAUGACAGAGGCACUGAUCUUAUUGAAGAGACCCCCUCUGGUGCCACGGCAUAUCCUGAAGCUGGCCCUGAGAAGCAGACAGAAGAAACUAAACUGGGGAGAGCAGUGCAAGUAGUGCUUGGAUUGAAUGAGGAAGUGAAAAAUCUUGAUCAUGCACGCAGUCUUCUGAAAAAACACCCAACAGAUAGAGAUGCCAUCCAGGACUAUGAGCAAAAGCUUGCAAGAGUCCAGACACAGGUCCUUUCAAAGAAUGCCGAUCUAAAAAAAAGAGCCUCAUUCUCUGGGAGAAGGGACAUUUUUUAA